Messenger RNA from Parnassius apollo (apollo), 993 nucleotides. Lineage: Eukaryota; Metazoa; Arthropoda; Insecta; Lepidoptera; Papilionidae. The record is from the annotation of a GenBank genome assembly.
AUGGAACUUUUGAUAAAAAUUGUAUUACAACUAAUGGGGAAUACGAUCGGAACUGUUUUAAACCCUAUGUUCCCUAUCAAAAUGCUAUUAAAAACAUAUUCACUAUGUAUUUUAAUGGUUGAUGUUGUAUGGGUUGUUGUUAACACAAAUUAUGCAAUUCUUCAAGCAGUUUAUGGUUUUUUUAAUCCUCCACCAUUAAAGUCUGUAAAACUCGAGACUGCUCUGGUAAUUGGUUCAGGAAGGGGAGUAGGUCGUCAAAUAGCAAUCCAGUUAGCUGAACUUGGUGCAAUUGUUCUCUGUGUUGAUAAGAAUGUUGCAAACAAUGAAGAAACAGUUAAAAUGAUAAAGAGCAAGGGUGGUAAAGUUUAUAUUUAUGAAUGUGAUAUAAUUAAGAGAGAAAAUGUUACAGCCAUGUCUGAACAAGUGAAAAGGGAUGUUGGAUUUGUAAGCAUGCUAUUUUACUGUUGCGGUAUUCCAAGCCCUAGGUCCCUGUUGACACAACCACCUCAAGAUAUACAUGAAACGUUGGAUCUAACUUUGACUUCAUACUUUUGGCUGAUUGAGCAUUUCAUGCCUGAAAUGAGAGCAAAGAAUCACGGUCACAUAGUCGCCCUAACCUCUGUAGCUGGCUUGAGCUAUAUAAAGGAUCAAAUGCCUUUGAGUGUAGCGCAGUUCGCUGUUCAGGGUCUUGCCGAGUCUUUGAUGGAGCAUUUAAGAAUCACUAAGACUGAUGGUGUAUAUGUCACUCUAACUCAUAUAUAUCCUUUCAUUGUAGAAGACAGUUCAAAUUUACGAUUAAGAAUAUCGAGUUAUUUUGGAACGAUAACACCUGAAAAUGCGGCCAAGUCAAUUCUGGACAGUGUACGACGCAACUAUCCAGAGGCAUCUGUACCAAAACACUUACUGUACCUUGGCCACACUCUUAGAAUAUUGCCCAGAAAGGCGACAGUACUCAUCAGAGAUUUACUUGAUACUGGAGUAGAUUUUGCAUGA